AUGGAGCCCUGGCAGUCGUGGGCAGUCGCCCUCAUCGGUGCUGCCGCCGUCUACUACUAUUACUUCCAGCACGGCAAGCCCGUCGCCAACAGAACUCGCUCCGCCUCAGUCUCGGACUUUGUCGCUCCUCAACCCAAAGCUGCCCGCCGACGAGACUCGACCAAGCCAAAGCCAAAGUCCGAAGCCACCAAAGCUACUGGCGUUACUCUCCCCGAGUUGAGCGUCCAGAGCGGUGAUGAUAGCACCGCCGCCAAGGUUUCGGAUGGCUCCAAGAAGCGCAAGGCUGGCAAGAAGCAGACCACCACACCUGCUCCCGCUCUCACACCUGCUCCCGCACCCAAGCGCCAGGAGCUCGACGAUGAUAUCGCUCAAGAGGAAGAUAACAAGGCCUGGGCUCAACAACUCGCCAGCCUCAAGAAGGGUACCAGCCUUGCCCCUCCUGCUCGCACCGACUCGCGCAACAGAACAGUGAAGCAGUCCUCCAAGACCUUCUCCUCUGCCUCUUCCAAUGCUGCCGAUGCUGAUGACGACUUCACCCCUUCCAUGUCUCCCACUUUGGCCGCUGGCGAUGUUUCAGACAUGCUCGAGCCUGCCACUGCUGGCCCCUCUGUCCUCCGCCUCACUGGAUCUGACAAGCCUACCAAGGCUAACCAGCCUCGCCAAACCCAAGCUCAAGAGCAAGAGACGAAGAAGCAGAGACAGAACCGCAAGAAGGUCGAGGAACGCAAGCUUCAAAGAGAGGCCGAUGAGAAGGAACGCCAGGUUCUGCUCGAGAACCAACGCCGUACUGCCCGUGAAGCCCGUGGAGAGCCUGCAAAGAACGGCAUUCCUGUUUCCAAGCCUCCCACCAGCAGCGCAUGGGCUGCUGAUGUUGCCAACCGCGUCACUCAAGCUCCCGCUGUGGCCGUCACUGGCGAGAGCGCUCCCCUUCUCGACACUUUCGAGCAGAGUACCAACAACGGAGCCUUUGAGGAAGACCAGCUGAGACUCGCCAAGCAGAUCAGCCAAGACGACUCGGGAUGGAACACUGUGCCCAAGGGCAAGAAGCAGCAGAAAAAGAAGGCUCCCAUCCGCACCUGCCCCCAAGGCUGCAGUUGCCUCGACCAACGGAUUCUCAUCUCUUUACGACUCUGGUUACGACGCAGGUAG
This is a messenger RNA of Aureobasidium melanogenum CBS 110374, 1149 nucleotides long. RefSeq lists its product as uncharacterized. Bases 1 to 1149 code for a protein of 382 amino acids. The record is from RefSeq and is a predicted model, not a curated record. The transcript has 2 exons. NCBI's taxonomy places the organism in Eukaryota, Fungi, Ascomycota, Dothideomycetes, Dothideales, Saccotheciaceae.